Messenger RNA from Brettanomyces nanus, 1020 nucleotides. RefSeq lists its product as uncharacterized. The record is from RefSeq and is a predicted model, not a curated record. Gene Ontology annotation, cellular component: oligosaccharyltransferase complex. The transcript has a single exon. The coding region runs from base 1 to 1020 and encodes 339 amino acids. NCBI's taxonomy places the organism in Eukaryota, Fungi, Ascomycota, Pichiomycetes, Pichiales, Pichiaceae.
AUGCGGCUUCAAUCAUUACUUAUUUGUGCCUUUCUGACGGGAAUUUCUCUAGCCGAGACGUUUAGUCAUGUGGUUAAGUCAUUGGGCUCGAAUGGACCAGUUAAGGUGACAGACAAUAACUACCAGGAGGUAAUGGCCAAUGAAGACUACUCUCUUGUUCUCUUCAUCACAGCUUCGAGCCCUAGAAUUGGAUGUGUUCUUUGUACUGAGGUAAUGCCAAAGUAUUCUCAGUUGGCUUCUUCAUACUAUAAAAACUUAAGGGCUUCAGGAGUAUUGAAUGUCAAGGACGAUGGCCUGAAAAACGAGGACUUGGAGUUGAACAAGUCCAAGUUUGUGAUCGCCUAUGCGGAUCUCAGCGAUGCACCUGAAUUUUUCAAAAUUUUGGGUAUCAACAGUGUUCCUAAGGUCUAUUACUAUGAUCCAAGAAAGGCCAUGGAUGCUGCUAAUCCUACUGAUCAAUAUCGAUUCGCUGGUGAUGAUAUACCACAGAGGAUGAGCGGUUGGAUCAUGUCGCAUUCCAGUAAAUCGGACCCAGAGCUAUUUCAUAUCAUUGAAACUCCUGACUAUCAGUCCAUGAUGGCUAAUGUGUUUGCUUUUCUUGUUGCUUUGUUUGUUCUCUACAAGAAGUCUGACAGACUUAUGCAAGUCGUGUUCAACAAAAAGCUCUGGAGGGCCUGUUGCAUGAUUCUUGUUAUCUUACUAUGUUCUGGCUACAUGUAUAAUCGAAUUAGACAAACGGAGUUUACAGGACAUACUCAAGAAGGUUUGCCUGUGUAUUUUGCUCCUUCACAACAGUCUCAAUAUGCUGCAGAGACUCAGAUUGUCUCCGUCAUUUAUGCUUUCGCUGCUGUCGGCGUGAUUGUGAUUGCAGAUACCGUAAAUAGAGCCGUGAAUCCUAAGCAUAGAUUUAGUAUUAUAGUUGUUUGCUUGGUGGUGGUCUACUUUGCUUAUGCCUACUUGAUGGCUUGUUUUAAGGCCAAGAAUCAAGGCUAUCCAUUCUCUCUUAUGAGUGUCUUUUAA